Cyprinodon tularosa is the source of this 4084-nucleotide messenger RNA. RefSeq names its product N-alpha-acetyltransferase 40, NatD catalytic subunit (gene naa40). The coding region runs from base 313 to 1032 and encodes 239 amino acids. The record is from RefSeq and is a predicted model, not a curated record. NCBI's taxonomy places the organism in Eukaryota, Metazoa, Chordata, Actinopteri, Cyprinodontiformes, Cyprinodontidae. Gene Ontology annotation, molecular function: histone H4 acetyltransferase activity; histone H2A acetyltransferase activity; protein N-terminal-serine acetyltransferase activity. Gene Ontology annotation, cellular component: nucleus. The transcript has 8 exons.
GAGCGCUAAUGAAUUCAGAGUAGCUUUGUUGGCGCCAAUACGACCGCUUACAGAAAAAAAAAAAAACAGCUUUUCAGAGAUAUUUCGGUCCGAUUUUGGCGACCAGCUGCCGCUUUCAAUUUUACCUCCAACGGUCGGCAUCGUAUGUGGCUAGCUUUGUUAGCACAUUAUCUAUCAUUGUCACAUUUAACCUGCCCCCUUUUCUUCUUUCCUCCGGAUCGGAGUUACGGUACUAAUAAUACUCUGAGCAGCACCGGGACAAUAGAAGAGUGUUUCGCAGGCGGAGAACAAUAAGACACAUCUGUUUAAAAAAUGGGGAGGAAAUCCAACAAAGCAAAGGAGAAGAAAGCCCGGCGUCUGGAGGAGAGGGCAGCCAUGGACGCAGUGUGUGCUAAGGUGGAAGCAGCCAAUAAGCUCGACGACCCUCUGGCUGCCUUUCCAGCCUUCAAAAAGUACGACAGAAAUGGGUUGAACCUGCAGAUAGAGUGUAAGAGAGUGACCUCCCUCAACCCGCUGGCCGUGGAGUGGGCCUUCGAACUCACUAGAGCCAACAUGCAGACGCUAUAUGAGCAGAGCGAGUGGGGCUGGAAGGAGAGGGAAAAGAGAGAAGAGAUGAACGACGAGAGGGCAUGGUACCUGCUGGCCCGCGACGCAGACUCCACCCCUCUGGCCUUCUCUCACUUCCGAUUCGACGUAGAGUGUGGGGAGGAGGUUUUAUACUGCUAUGAGGUGCAGUUGGAGAGCAGAGUGCGAAGGAAAGGGCUCGGCAAGUUUCUCAUCCAGAUCCUGCAGCUCAUCGCCAACAGUACACAGAUGAAGAAAGUGAUGUUGACAGUCUUCAAACACAACCACGGGGCUUACCAGUUCUUCAGAGAAGCUCUACAGUUCGAGAUUGACGAGACCUCGCCGAGCAUGUCGGGCUGUUGCGGCGACGACUGCUCCUAUGAGAUCCUCAGCAGGCGGACCAAACACGGCGAGGCCUCGGCGGGCCACACCCACGGCGGCGGGCACUGCGGCGGCUGCUGCCACUAAAAGGUCGCUGCUAUCAGGAAGCACUCGCUAACGGCUGCAAUCCGACAACUUUCGAAAGCUGUAUGUGGAUGACGGAGCGUUUUCUUUUUUUAUUUUAAAUAAGCCGUAGGGGGAACUCCUGGGUAGAGGUGCAGAAAACUGUUUUUCAGGAUUCUGUUUGUGUGUCUUUUUGUUUCUGUUUAUUUCAAGCUUUUUCUCUUCUACUUAUCGACCUGCCCCCCAUUCCUCCUCCAUCCACUCAUACUUGUCAGUUAUUCUCAGACAUUAAGCAAAACCAGUGUUGCUCCAACUCCUUCGGUACCACAUGGCAAUGAAUCAUUUUGAUUCCUAAACUGAACAAAUUCUGGUGCUCGUUCCACCUCUGACGAGUUUGUCUCCUCUAGUCUGUUGGAAAGCUUUAUAUCGGGUGCUGAGUUCAGACCUAACAUUCAAAUAAGUUUAGAAUUUUUCAGUUUCUUGUAAACUUUGCCGCCUCAUCAUUCCCCUUUUUAUUUACAUGGAAGCUGCUUGAAUCCAAAUUUUUCGCUUUUAAUGCAAUUUUUAACCUCUGAAAAGUAGACCACUCCUUCCUUUCCUCUCUAAUACUUUAUGUUGAAAACAAAGCUUAUUUACUGAAACCCACACUUCAGUUGCCAUCUCUACUUUUCCCUCUCCUCUUAGUCUCAAAGUUCUGGAUGAUCCUAGCAGACCUGCUCUUAUUUUUAGUCAUCAGAGAACAAGCUUCACUUAAAAGAGCUCUGGGUAUCAGAGUUAAUGCUGCAUUCAGAGCUCAGGUCACAACUUUACAUACAGUUGGCCAUUAAAGGCAUUCAUUUUGGCCUUCUAAUCAAUAGUUUGGACUUUUUUUUUUUUGCAGGUUUAAAUAAUUAUCAAACUGCAAUGAUAAAAAAAAAAAAAAAAAAAAACAGUGCAAAGUUUAAAUUCUGUUUCACACAGCGGAAACUAAAUGCAUAAACGGGCUGAAUGAGAAAUGGAUGAGUUUGUUUAAAUUGGUUGUUUUUUUUUCUGUUUUUGAUUCACAAAUAUUCCACAGGAUUGGAACGGGGGCGGCUCAAGCUCCAAAAGCUUGACCCUGCUUUGCUUUAACCUUCCAGACCAAGCUUGGAUGCGUGUAUACAUUUUUUCCCCCCACCCUCUUCUAACACAUCCUUUUCUGUAGGUUUGUAUUUUCCUCUAACUAUAGAACUAAUUAAAAAUACAUUUUUUUUUCCUUUUACUUCCUUAUUCCAUCUAUUCAAUGCUGUGCAUUGUAUCCCACAGCAUGAUGCUGCCACCACCGUACAUGACAGACUCCCCUUUGUCAUCAAGAUAAAGCCCCCAGUUAUUGUGACAAUAAUAACCUUUUAACUACAUGAAUUUGGUUUGCUGAUGCGGGCAAAUUUUAGCCAUGUGAUAAGUCCAUUCUGGAGUUGGCCAUUCCUUAAUAGGAAAUAUGAAUUAAUGUAUAAAAGGCGUUUAUUAAUAAACUUCACCCUAAACAGGUUUGGCUUUUAUGUUGAUUAUGCUUCCAGAAAACCAAGUAGUUAUAGAAACGACUCCAUAUCAGACGACAUGUUGAGGUGUUUUUUGCUAAAGGAGAACCAUAAAUAAUAAUAAUAAUGAUAAUGUAGGUAAAUAUUUGAGCCUGUAUUUCAUUGUUAGUGCAGACAUGUGGCCCAAUUUCAUGGAAGUUGGUAAUUGGCCUUGGGGGGAAAGAAAUGCUUCUGUAAAUAUUCAUUGUGAAAGGAAUGCAAACCAUCACCUGAUCAGUAGCUCCUUUCAAAACCUUUUCUCGCCUAAAUAUGCUGUCUUGAGCAAAUCAUAUUGAUUUGCUCAGAAUUAGGUGGUUAGAAUCAGUCCUGAGCAUAGAAACGAAGCACCACUCCUUCUGUUUCUCAGUAUUAACUUGUUUUUAGGGUAUUUAUUUUCUUGCAUGAUUAAAACUGCUGUCCAAAAGCCAAAAUAUCAACACAGGUCUAAUCCCAGCUUUAUAAUUACUUGCAUAUUUUUUUUAAAUGGCAGAAAUUUGCCAGACCUGCAGCUGCAUGAAGUUUAAGAUUCAUUUAGAGUCGCAGUAAGCCGCAAGAAAAGAUAUUCUACACAUGUGCAUCAAUUUGGAAAGUUGUUCUAUCUGUUUAUAAGAAAGAAAAACACAAGCUGUGAAUCCAGCAACCCCGUUUAUUUAACGCUGCUUUCCUUGCCUCCAGAAGCUCUCUAGUUUUUACGUCUAGUGCUUUGUUCAGGUUGGAAAUGUGCGCAUGCACCAUCCUGCAUCACAGUGACGGCCUUGAGUUGGUACGUUUUAAGUAUUUGCUUUUUUAAAAAUUAUUCCUAUAAGCGGUUCUAUCAAGUUUUUGUACGGUUUGUUGUAAAAAUGUGAAACUGGAGGCUGAAAUGUGGGCAAAUAACAGGUCAGAUAUGUCAUUCAUCAUUACAAUAAAUGUAUUACUGAUUAUGAGAGGAUUUAUAAAAUGGGGCUUUCAGUUUUCUUUUUUGACUCAAAAACAACAGUUUUAUCUUUUACUGAUUAAAAGAAAUGACAGAAGGACCAGGCAAUGUGAUUAGUUGUACUAUUUUCUUUUUUACACCAUAAUGUUAAAACAAUUCUGUGUAGUCUCUCUCUCUCUCAGGUCAGUCGGUCAUCUUUACAGCCUCCUGUUGAUUCAGAUGUGGAGUCUGUUUGAUAUGUAAACAAGAACAUUUAAAAAAUACAACUGUAAACACAACCUGAAUAGUGAAAACACUGAAAUCCCUGUAAGUAACUUCUUCGGUUUUAGUUUGUUCCAGUUCCUUAAAAAUGUGACAUUGCAUGAGAGUAAAUUUAGAUCUGCUGCAGGCUGUAUUUUAUUUUAUUAUUUUUUAAAUAAAAAGCCUCACUGGGGAGUUGUUUAAAAAAGAAAAAUCCUUACCAGUUUUAUUUUGAAGCCAGUGAGUAUUUUUGUUUCCUAUUCCAUGUGUCACAUCCUUCUCUUCGUUUUCGUAUCUUGUCUGUACAUAAGUAUAAAUAUAUAUAAGCUGUUGUGGAUCCAUCCUCUCGUCUUUUCUUGGCCUUUUUUUUUUUUUUUUAAUAAAA